Messenger RNA from Episyrphus balteatus (marmalade hoverfly), 2232 nucleotides. Its product is annotated as NHL repeat-containing protein 2. The transcript is spliced from 3 exons. NCBI's taxonomy places the organism in Eukaryota, Metazoa, Arthropoda, Insecta, Diptera, Syrphidae. The coding region runs from base 62 to 2215 and encodes 717 amino acids. Gene Ontology annotation, molecular function: protein binding. The record is from RefSeq and is a predicted model, not a curated record.
ACUUAUCUUCCAAAUUUUAUUCCAAAAAAAGAAAAGUUAUUAAAAAUAAACAAAAAAAAAAAUGGAUACAGAAGAAUUAGAUAUACUCGAUAUAUUAGCAUAUAAUUCUGAUAAAUUAUUAAAUGAAUUUGCUAAUUUAGAAAAUAAUGAAAAUGAACAAAAUCAACUCAUACAAUCCUAUCUCAAUAAAAAUGCACAAAGUAAAAUUGAAGCUGUUGGUGAUUUUGAGAAAGAUUUAGAUUGGUUCAAUGUCACUGAACCCAUUAACAUUGCCGAACUUAAAGGCAAAAUUGUCAUACUUGACUUUUUUACUUAUUGUUGCAUCAAUUGCAUGCAUAUUUUGCCCGAUCUAAAAUCAAUUGAAGACUCUUUUCCUGUGGAAAAUGGAGUUGUUGUCAUUGGAGUUCAUUCUGCCAAGUUUGAUAAUGAAAAAGAUUCCUCAAACUUGCUAUCGGCAAUACAACGAUAUAAUAUUACUCAUCCAAUUGUUAAUGAUUCCACUUCGAGUAUGUGGACAAAAUUAAAGAUCAAAUGUUGGCCAACUUUGUUCCUAAUAUCUCCAACUGGUUAUCCUUUACUCGUUUUAAUGGGUGAAGGUCAUGGACAGUUUUUAAAGAGAUUCAUUGCGGCUGCCAUUGAUUUUUAUGGUGCCUCUGAUGAUUUAGAUGGUUCCGCCUUGCCCAUAAGUCCCUCGACUAAUUUAACAAGUGCCUCGAAUCUAAGAUUUCCAAGUAAAAUCUGUUGUCGCACCAAGACAGCAGAUCAAUGCGAGUUAAUCGCUAUCUCCGAUUCUGGGAAUCAUAGAAUUCUGGUUUUGAAUAGCAAUGGACAUGUCUUGGAGAAGAUUGGUGGCUUUAAGUCGGGUUUUCGGGAUGGCGAUUUUAAUACUGCCCGAUUUAAUUCCCCUCAAGGUUUGGCAUUUAUCAAUAGCGACGAAUUGGUUGUGGCUGAUACUGAAAACCAUGCAAUAAGAAAAAUUUGCUUUAGAGAAAGACUAGUUUCCACUAUUGCUGGAACUGGUGAACAAGGGAAUGAUAAAAUUGGUGGUUUGGCGGGACAGAAACAAAAACUCUCUUCGCCAUGGGAUGUUGUUUCAUUUAAAACACGAGAUAUGGAUAUGUCAUUUCAUGUGGAUGAGAAAAGUGUCCACGAAAAAAAUGUCAUCCUCAUCGCCAUGGCUGGAACACAUCAAAUAUGGGGUAUAUUCUUGGAUGGUAUUAUUUGGUGGAAAUUUAAAAAGUAUGAACCUUUAACAUGUGCUGCUUUAAUUGGCAAUGGAUCGGAGGAGAAUCGGAAUAAUUCUUAUCCACAGAAUGCUGCAUUUGCUCAACCGUCGGGGAUGUCUUUGAUGAAGGAUGUACUGUUUAUUGCGGAUAGUGAAAGUUCGAGUAUAAGGAAGGCUUCGAUGAUUGAUGGGAAAGUUACGGCAGUUGUUGGAGGGGAUAGAAAUCCACUGAACUUAUUUGCUUUCGGCGACAACGAUGGAAAACAAUACUCGGCAAAAUUACAACACCCUUUAGCUGUAGCUUAUAAUAACAUUGAUGGAUAUUUGUAUGUCGCAGAUACUUAUAAUCACAAAAUCAAACGUGUCGACGUCACAACUAAUGUCAUCGAAACCUGUCCAAUUCGUGAAAAGGACAAUAACAAAGAACUAUUCCAAUUCAAUGAACCUGGUGGUCUUUGUGUAGGAUCAAGUGGAAAACUAUUAUACAUCGCCGAUACUAAUAAUCAUACUAUACAAAUUGUUGACUUGGAAACUAUGUUAACAUGGCCAUUGCACAUUAAAUUUAAUUUAAAUUGCAAUGACGAACCUAGAGGAGAACCGAUUACAACUUUGGAAAAAACUAUUCGAGUUAGUAAAAAAUGUGAGCUGGUUCUCGAAUGCAUUUUAUCACUUAAAAAUGGUGCUAAACUGACAGAGAGUGCACCUCAAAAAUGGAAACUGAUUUUGCCAGAUAGCGGAUAUUCAACUGAAUCUGCAUCAGGGCAAAUAACUGAUGGGAAAUUUAAUAUUUCGAUUAAUAUUAAUAAAAGUGAUGGUAGCUUAGAAAAAUGUGCACGAUUGCAUUGUCAAUUGAACAUAUGCAGUGGUAGUAUUUGUAUGCGUAGAGAAUUUGUGACUAUUCUUAAUUUUGUUCAAGAUUCAGAUGUGAAUAGAAAAGUCUGUGAAAAUUUGAUGUUUUGUAUUAGUCCUGAUGAUGUACGCUUGUUAUGAUUAAUAAAUAUUUAAUA